AUGGAUAUGGAACUCCAGAACAGAAAGCAUGCCACAAACACCGCCUCAGCCACUCCUCUCGCCGAAGACUUUGACGAAACGGGUUGCACUAGAGAUGAGAGAGAUUUAAUCAGGCUUGGCAAAAAGCCUGUUUUGAAGCGCAACUUUGGCUUCAUGUCCAUUUUAGGUUUUUCAUGUACUGUCCUUAUUACCUGGGAGGGAAUGUUGAUAGUAUCUGUCCAGAGCCUUGCAAAUGGUGGUCCUGCCGGAGUCAUCUGGGGAUACAUCAUCGUAUGGAUGGGAACCAUGUCUACCUUCAUUGUUUUGUCGGAACUGGCUUCUAUGGCACCGAUAGCAGCAGGGCAAUACCAUUGGGUUACAAUGUUAGCUCCUGACAGAUCUAAACGAUUCUUAAGUUACAUCACGGGAUGGAUGACAUUCGCCGGAUGGCAAGCGGUUACCGCAUCUGCAGCAUAUCUUAUAGGGACGCUUUUGCAGAGUGUCAUACUGAUGACAAAAUCGGACUAUGUUCCAAAACCAUGGCAGUCGAUGCUCUUCUUGUGGGCGAUUCUCGCCUUUGCAGUUGUGAUCAACACGGUAGCAAGCAAGACUCUCGCGCACUUCGAAGGUGUGAUUCUGGUUCUACACAUCCUAGGGUUCUUCGCCGUUUUGAUUCCACUCGUGUAUCUCUCACCGCACGGCGAUACUUUCCUCUUUACUACCUUUGUAAAUGAAGGCGGGUGGUCCUCGCAAGGACUAUCAUUCAUGAUUGGCUUGCCAGCUUCUGUUUUCUCGCUUAUUGGUGCUGAUUCGGCCGUUCAUAUGUCGGAAGAGAUUAAAAAAGCAUCAAUUGUUGUACCCCGUGCAAUGCUCAGUGGUCUCAUUCUCAAUGGUAUUCUAGGCUUUGCGAUGAUGAUCGCAUAUCUCUUCUGCUUAGGGAAUCUCGAUGAUGUGUUGAACGCACAAGAAACAUUAGGGUACUCAUUUCUUUACGUUUUCCAAACAGGAACCGGUUCAACCGCGGGAGCUGCAGUGAUGGGCUUACUCGUCGUGGCACUCGGUGUCUGUAGCACAGUGGGUGCUCUCGCCUCAUCCUCUAGGAUGUUAUGGUCUUUUGCUAGAGACAGAGGUGUUCCGCUAUGGAGGAUUUGGGUAAAGCUUGACCGACGAACCUCAAUCCCCAUAUACACCAUUGCAUUUACCACUGUUGUUUCCGUGCUCCUUUCGCUUAUUAUCCUCGGCUCGGGUGUUGCAUUUAAUAAUAUCGUCAAUCUCAGUAUUGCCGGUCUCUAUUCCUCGUAUCUCAUCUGCUGCGGCCUGCUUCUUUGGCGGCGGCUACAGUCUCCUGGAAUCAAGGCGUACAACCCGCGUAUUCUAAGACUCGGUCCAGAUAACUUACAUUGGGGCCCAUGGCGCAUCCCGGGAAUAUUGGGUGUUCUCAACAAUGCGUUCGCCUGUGUGUAUCUUUUCGUGCUGUGGUUUUGGGCUUUCUGGCCCCCACAGACACCAGUUGUUCCAGCAACCAUGAACUUUAGUAUUCUCACAUUUGGUGCAACGGUUUUAUUUGCAGUUUUCUGGUAUCUGGUUGAUGGACGAAAGUCAUAUCAAGGACCAUUGAUAGAGAUUGAGCUGUAG
Messenger RNA from Botrytis deweyae, 1614 nucleotides. RefSeq lists its product as uncharacterized. Lineage: Eukaryota; Fungi; Ascomycota; Leotiomycetes; Helotiales; Sclerotiniaceae. Gene Ontology annotation, cellular component: membrane. Bases 1 to 1614 code for a protein of 537 amino acids. Gene Ontology annotation, biological process: transmembrane transport. The transcript has 9 exons. The record is from RefSeq and is a predicted model, not a curated record. Gene Ontology annotation, molecular function: transmembrane transporter activity.